CCGCGCCCAUAAUGCGAGCAGCGCGGCAUCGUACGUACAGUUGGCUAAGUAACGCAUCGUCGAACAUAAUAACACAACACUGAUGACAUAAAUUCAAGUCCACGGAGGUUAGAACUGAGAUUUGGAUGUGUUUCCACUUCAGUAUGCUCAACUGAGGAAGACAGACAAAAUUCAUAAUUCUAUUCUACUGUAUUAACACUUUAAUUUAGUCAGCCGCCGCAUUCUCGUUUACGCAUCUGACACUGCAUUCUGCAAAAACGCUACUCCGGUACCGGUAGAUCUACACAGUGCAAAAAACACGGUGCCGCUUCCUGGCCUGGCCAGGCAAGGCUUCACUGCACUCCAUACCACAGUCAAGACUCUACUCCAGCCAGGCUUGUAAUUGGCAUAAAUUUGAAGAAUGGAGAGGGGACUGUCACAGCUACAUGUACUAGCAGUUAUCCUUUACCUUGGGUGUCUUGCUAGCAGAAGUCUGCAGGAUGUCUUAACCUGUACCGCUAGUAUGGAAAGUGAUUUAUUAUCAGAAGGAGAUUUUCAGGAUGUCAGAAUCGUUGAUGGCUAUAGAUCUCUUACUCAAGAUCUUAUUUUCGUAGGAAGCAAUCAGAAAUUGACUGUAAUAGAUCGUGUCACAAAUGAGACUGAGGAAAUUGGGGUAUGUUACAGUACAGCAGCACACAGUUGCUUCAAAGCCGGCACUAAUGAGGAAGAAUGUGACAACUAUAUUCGAAGUGUGACUGUUCUUAAAGGAGACUGUUCAUCUUAUAACUGCACAGUCCUAGUAUGUGGAACCAAUGCCAUGAUUCCUCGCUGCGGAAAAUGUAACUUAACUGGAUCAGUGGUAAGAUUAGUAAAUUUAUUGCUCUUUUAUUUAUAGGAUUAUAAUGAGAUUAUUUGUAAGAAACCUAUCUUGCUGCUAAAAGCUUAAUAAAAUAUGUCAGGUGGAAAAUGCACAAACCAAAUAAGAACAUAUUCAAUUCAAAACCACUUCAAAAGCAGUUGAAGCAAACACCAAAAUGUGUCAAACAAGCAGUACAAUUGAAGUCAAGUGUACACGAUAAAAUACUUUGUCUGUAUACAAAGAUAUUGAUUUUGUCUUUGCGCAUUUAUCAUUUUGUCUCCAAAUCUAAUUCUUUAGGCCACUUAAUUUACUAUCAAUAACUGGGAUAUACUCAUUUGAUUUGCUAGUUCAUUACAAUUAACUUGCACGCCGAAUAAAAGUACACAAUUUUUCCUGCGCGCGCGCAGCAUCUCCCUACGCACGCACUAUCCCAAGAUCAUCACGCAAAUAGGCGUCCAUUUCCUCUUUUCGCCUGCCGCCUUGAUCAGACAUAGCUAAGUACACUCCCACUUUGCUCCAUUUAAAGUGUCCGUUGUUGACAUAUUUAUCUAUAUUUUUACUACCUAUUUCAAUCCUUUGCCCUUCGGCUUCUGAUUGAUUUCAUUUUUGUCUCACCUGCGAAGCAGAGUGAGACUAUAGGCGCCGCUUUUCCGACA
Lytechinus variegatus (green sea urchin) is the source of this 1494-nucleotide messenger RNA. RefSeq lists its product as uncharacterized. Bases 401 to 874 code for a protein of 157 amino acids. Gene Ontology annotation, molecular function: protein binding. The record is from RefSeq and is a predicted model, not a curated record. NCBI's taxonomy places the organism in Eukaryota, Metazoa, Echinodermata, Echinoidea, Temnopleuroida, Toxopneustidae. The transcript is spliced from 5 exons.